GUGUUAAAAAGACUAUUAACAUAUUUGCAGUAUGUAGAAUUUUAUUUUAAUAAUUGCAAUUCAUGUGGAUGAAUUACGCUCCCUUCAGACUCCGUGUACUGUUACGAUUGUGACCCCCCUCUUCGCGCCCCUUCGUGUGGGCGGAGUCCUGACUGCUGUUUUCUUAGGUAGCCUGUUAAAAUGCCCGAACUCAAAACACUUCUUUUUCCAAGAUGGCGUCGAUGAAGGACAGCGACACCGGCCUGUGGCUUCACAACAAACUAGGAUCUACGGACGAGCUGUGGACGCCGCCGAGCAUCGCGUCCCUGCUCACCGUGUCUGUUAUUGACAACAUACGUUUGUGCUUCUCAAGCUUAUCGCCGCCGGUGAAGCUUAAACUCCUGCUCGGGAUGCUGCAUCUUCCCAGACGGACCGUUGACGAGAUGAAGGAGGCCCUGUCAGAAAUAAUUCAGCUUGCUACGGUGGACUCUGAACCCUGGGUGCUGAUGGUUGCGGACAUCCUAAAGUCCUUCCCAGAGACCGGCUCUCUUAAUCUGGACUUGGAGGAGCAGAAUCCAAAUGUGCAGGAUAUUCUUGGAGAGCUCAGGGAGAAAGUGGGUGAGUGUGAGGCGUCUGCUAUGCUCCCUCUGGAGUGCCAGUACCUGAACAAGAGUGCGUUAACCACUUUGGUGGGACCCCUAACACCCCCCGUGAAACAUUUCCAGCUGAAGCGGAAGCCCAAGAGUGCAACGCUCAGAGCAGAGCUUUUACAGAAAUCGUCAGAGACAGCCCAGCAGCUGAAAAAGACAGCUGGAGUGCCUUUUCAUGCCAAAGGAAGGGGACUGGUCAAAAAGAUUGACACUACUACUCCUCUCAAAGGGAUUCCCAAGGCUCCAUUCCGCAGCCCCACUGCCCCCAGUAUAUUCAGCCCUCCCAGUAACCGCACACCGAUUGCCCCUGCACGAACACCUCUGCGUAAGGAGAGGGGGGUCAAGCUGUUAGACAUUUCAGAGCUGGACAUGGUUGGAGCUGGAAGAGAGGCUAAGCGGAGAAGAAAGACUUUGGAAACCGAAGCUGGAGAGAAAGCAGCCAAAGAAGAAGCUGUGGUGGAAAACACUACACCCGACUAUGCUGCCGGCCUUGUCUCUGCACAGAAACUGGGGGCAUUAAACGAGAACCCUCUGCCAUCAACCAGCUACCUACCAGCCACACCCAGCAUGGUUCCCUCUUCUUCCUAUAUUCCCAGCUCUGAGACACAACCCGCAAAUGCUGGUGGAUCAGGUCGGGACACACUGCAGUCGGCCCGUCAACCAGAAGAGUCAGCGACAGCAAGCACCGGUGCCACCACCACCGUACCGGGACAGUACAAACAGAGGACACCUAUGUACAACGCAAGCACCACAGCAAAUCCUGCAACCCCCACAUCCCCCAGCACCCCAGCUUCCACCCCUGUCAACAAUGGGCCUCCAGCCGCUGCAACAGCCAGCCAGCCAGAAACUCCCACCCAGCCUCCCACCACACCGCAGACCCCCACCCCGACGCCAGCUCCUACACCAUCACAGCCCCAGCCCAAAAAGAACCUGUCACUUACGAGAGACCAAAUGUACGCUGCCCAGGAAAUGUUCAAGACGGCCAACAAGGUCACAAGACCAGAGAAGGCACUCAUCCUGGGCUUCAUGGCUGGAUCAAGGGAGAACCCAUGCCCGGAGCAGGGGGACAUUAUUCAGAUCAAGCUGAGCGAGCACACAGAGGUUCUGCCCAAAGCCGACGGCACCGGCAGCACCACCAUGCUGGUGGACACGGUUUUCGAAAUGAACUACUCCACGGGCCAGUGGACCCGCCUCAAGAAAUACAAACCCAUCACAAAUACUUCCUGAAGCACUUCAAUCGCUCAACGCCACAAACACCGUUUCUUAUCCACGUCAGCAAACAUGUUUACACAUUUGAAAGUAUUUGCAUACACAUUUGGGCCAAAUCAAGCACUGGCAGAUUAAGAGGUGUCAAGGAGAGAAAGAGCCUCCCUUUUCUGGCACAGCCAAAAUGCAGGACUGCAGAUUUUUUUUUUUUACUCUUUUCCAUACCCUUUGAGUAUUUCUGUUCAUCUGAUUCCUGGUUGACGUUGUGGUCAGGAGGGGUGAGAGUUAAUCCGAGUCUGAGAAGAGAAGUUACAGUCACGGCAGGCACCUUCAGCGUUUGUACAGUGGUACAAACAUGUCAUGUGGCUAGAAAGACGACAAGCUGUAUGUAUUUUUCUGUGUGAAUGUGACAAUAGCCGCUUCUUAUGUGUGUGACAGGAAAUGGAACCAUGAUGACAGUCAUCCUAGGUGACCCAAAAAAAAACGGUUCUGUUUGGAGACUCUUGGUGGAUGUUUAUUUUUUCAUCACUUUUUUUUCAGAAGGGGAAAAAAUAAAGAGACAGACUCCAGGGGACAUUCGUCAUCUUUAA
Betta splendens (Siamese fighting fish) is the source of this 2425-nucleotide messenger RNA. RefSeq names its product negative elongation factor complex member A (gene nelfa). Gene Ontology annotation, biological process: negative regulation of transcription elongation by RNA polymerase II. Gene Ontology annotation, cellular component: NELF complex. The coding region runs from base 213 to 1856 and encodes 547 amino acids. NCBI's taxonomy places the organism in Eukaryota, Metazoa, Chordata, Actinopteri, Anabantiformes, Osphronemidae. The transcript has 11 exons. The record is from RefSeq and is a predicted model, not a curated record.